Messenger RNA from Raphanus sativus (radish), 1185 nucleotides. RefSeq lists its product as uncharacterized. The record is from RefSeq and is a predicted model, not a curated record. The coding region runs from base 314 to 1111 and encodes 265 amino acids. Gene Ontology annotation, biological process: RNA processing. Lineage: Eukaryota; Viridiplantae; Streptophyta; Magnoliopsida; Brassicales; Brassicaceae. The transcript is spliced from 2 exons.
UUUUUUGUUUUGAACAUAAAUCAUCUUUUUCUUCGAUUCUUAACUGUUGUCAAUGAAAUAUGAUAGAUCUAUCUUUGAACUAUCGAUUUAGAGCCUGAGAAUACCAUUAUAUACUCCCGUUUUUUCUCAAAUCUGAGUUUUGGCCGAAUAAGGCAAACUCGCGGCGGAGCACCACCGAGUCACGUUUAACCGGCGAGAAAUCGGCCAACUCGGCCGCGUUUUCGAACACAUUUGUAACAAAGCCUAAUUUUUUUCAAUUUCUCUUUCCUGCAAAAUCCAACAAGAACUCAACUCAGAAAAAAAUCGCGGAGAGAUGGGGAAACGGGGAGGAGCUAACAAGCUUACAAAAGCUCAAGGAGGACCGAAUCUCAAGUCCGUGCUCAGACACGACCACUUGAAGAAUCUCGCUCUCUGGUCUACCGGCGGAGAUACUCCCAUCCCGUCCUUAGCUACUUUCUUCGGUCGGCGUCUCGCAGCCGAUGGACAAGCUUCCGACAUUCCUCACGAUCCUGACCUCUUCUCUUGUCAAAGGUGUGAGACUGUUCUUCAGCCUGGCUUCAAUUGUAAUGUUAGAAUCGAGAAGGUUUCUGCUAACAAGAAGAAACACAUGAGGACAAGGUACAAGAAGAAGCCUAACAUGUUUCUGCCUCAGAACAAUGUAGUUUACUACUGCAACUUGUGUUCUCACCGUAAUCUCAAGAGAGGUACUACAAAUGGUCAGAUGAAAGACAUGUACCCGCCCAAGCCGAAACCAACUCGUCCACGUCCCAAGAUUGAUAAAGAGGUGACGGUGGUUGUAGCGCCUCAAGAAAUCGAAAGUAACAUACUACUUCCUUCUUCACCUGAAAGAAGAUGUGAGAAUGAUAGUGUUGUGGAGAAUACACCAAAGCCAAUGCUUACACUGGAGAGAGAGAAGAGAAUAAGGAAAUCCAAAAGUAAGAAACCAGUUGAGCCGGAAAGUGUUCCUGAGAAAAAAGCAACAGUUGGUGGUGGUGGAGGAUCGAAUAAGAGGAAGAGAAAAGCAUGGACAAGUAUGAAGGAGUUGUCUGAGACUACAACAACAAACAAGAGUUCCAGUUCUGUAAACUUUAAAAUACCUUUUCUCUUGUGAUUUUCUUCUAUGUGAUAUCUGACCCAACACUAAGUGAAGUUUUUCGAAUUAGUCCUAUCUUGUCUUUGUUUUCA